This is a messenger RNA of Candida tropicalis MYA-3404, 963 nucleotides long. RefSeq lists its product as uncharacterized. The coding region runs from base 1 to 963 and encodes 320 amino acids. Gene Ontology annotation, cellular component: Mis6-Sim4 complex. The record is from RefSeq and is a predicted model, not a curated record. NCBI's taxonomy places the organism in Eukaryota, Fungi, Ascomycota, Pichiomycetes, Serinales, Debaryomycetaceae. The transcript has a single exon.
AUGAAGCAUUCUUACAAUUAUACAAAGAGAUUCAUCGAUGAUCAAGUCAAUAUCCUUAAUGAACCGUUUAAGAUUACACCACGAAUGAUAUCAGUAAUUGGUGGUAAUCUAACAGAAGAUCAAUUGAAGCUGAUUUUAAAUAAAAUAAACAAUGAUUUACAACUACAUAAUGAAAGACUAUUCCCAGCACAAAUCAAUAACCAAAUUAUUCUGCAGAUUAUGAAACUUGAGACACAAAAAUUGAAAAUCGUGAAUCAACAAUUAUAUAAACUAAAUGCUUUUGUCAAGCCUAUAAUACUACCUGAUUUUGAAAAUCUAUCUAAUUAUGAUCAACAUGAAAAAUUGAUAGAUAUGAUAGGCAUGAUUGAUGAGUUACCUGAACUGAAAUAUUUAUUUGUAUCAGAAGAUGGAAUUACCAAUGUUGAAGAUGACUAUAGUAUUGAUGAAGAUGAGACGAACAAUGUUGAACUUGAUGACAAUACAAUUCAAGACACGGAAGAGCAAGUUGAGUCUCGCAAACAAAUAAACAAGGAAUUUAUUGAGGAGAUAAUUGAUGAAGUUAAUGAGUUAAAUGAAAGUCCAGAACCCGAAUUAAUAGAAAAAUAUGACAAGUUACGAAUGGAUUUAAUUGAAAUCAGUAAAGCGUUAAAAUACAAGACUGAUAAAAUUGAAUACUUGAACAAUUUGCAACAUAACAUAAACCAAUUGUUCAAUAGAAAUCAGCCACAGAUGAGGUCAGAUUCAAAUGAACUAUAUGAUAGUGAUGAAGAAUUACAUGAAGCUCCAAAGGUCAAUAAUCUACAAAAUAACCUUCAGUUUAAAAAUUCUGCUACCGAGACGCGUAACUUGGCUAGUGAAAUAAAUAGAUUUCGCAUACUUGUGGAGCAAAUAUCAUAUAAGGUCAAUACUAAAGGUAUAACUGCAUCAGAAUUACGUGAUAAACUACAAGAGUUAAAUCGCUAA